Messenger RNA from Castor canadensis (American beaver), 966 nucleotides. Its product is annotated as olfactory receptor 11A1-like. Gene Ontology annotation, cellular component: membrane. Gene Ontology annotation, molecular function: G protein-coupled receptor activity; olfactory receptor activity. NCBI's taxonomy places the organism in Eukaryota, Metazoa, Chordata, Mammalia, Rodentia, Castoridae. Gene Ontology annotation, biological process: G protein-coupled receptor signaling pathway. The record is from RefSeq and is a predicted model, not a curated record.
AUGGAGAAGCUAAGACUUCCUCUGGAACUUUUGCCUUCUGUGGGACCAGAAAACACCACGAUGAUGGUAACUGAAUUGAUCAUAUUGGGGUUUGGAAACCUCAAGGAACUGAGUCCCUUGCUCUUCCUUGUGUUUGGCAUGAUCUAUCUAGCCACCAUUUCUGGGAAUAUUCUCCUUGUGGUGCUGGUGUGCACUCAAAGAGGACUGCAGACUCCAAUGUACUUCUUUCUGGCAAACCUCUCAUGCUUGGAGGUCUGCUACACAUCCAACAUUGUGCCCAGGAUGCUGGUGGAUUUGUUGAGGGAAAACAGGGUGAUCUCCAUGGUUGGUUGUAUUACUCAGCUUUACUUCUUUGGGGCCCUGGGCAGUACUGAAUGUUAUCUACUGGCUGUGAUGUCAUAUGAUCGGUACCUGGCUGUCUGCUGGCCCUUGCACUAUCCAACAUUAAUGCACGGAACCCUGUGUGUAGGGCUAGUAAUUGGCUCAUGGUUUAGUGGCUUCACAGUAGCAGCUGUGUUCCAGGCUGCUAUGGUAUUCAGCUUGAACUUCUGUGGUGGCAAUGAGAUUGACCACUUCUUCUGUGACUUGAAACCUCUGCAGAAGAUCUCCUGCUCUGAUCCCCAUCUGGUCAACCUGGUCUGCAUGAGUCUAACAGCCCUGGUGACCCUGGCCCCCUUUGGACUAACUCUAGCCUCUUACUGGAGGAUUCUUUCAGUGGUUUUGAAUAUAACUUCCAUGACUAGUAGACAAAGGGCAUUCUCCACUUGCUCCUCUCAUCUAGUGGUUGUGACCUUGUUUUACGGGACCUUAAUCUUGGUCUAUGCUGUGCCCUUAGAUGGCCAGGUGUCAGCUCUCAACAAGACCUUCUCCUUGCUCUACACUGUUGUCACUCCCAUGUGUAAUCCUCUUAUCUACAGCCUCAAAAACAAAGAUGUCAAGGAGGCUCUGAGGAAACUGGGGAUUUGA